Molecule: messenger RNA, 777 nt
Organism: Dujonia railenensis
Lineage: Eukaryota; Fungi; Ascomycota; Pichiomycetes; Serinales; Debaryomycetaceae
Source: the annotation of a GenBank genome assembly
AUGUCAUUUUCCUUUUACUCAAAAGAAGCAGAAAUCAAAGAUAAGGUUGCCUUAAUCACCGGAGGAACCAAGAAUUUAGGCGCUAAUACAGCAAGUGAACUUGCUAGAUUUGGUGCUAACUUGUUCCUUCAUUACCAUUCUGGAAGUGACAAGGCUAAAUCAGAAGAAUUUGCUGCGGAAUUGACUAAGAAGUUUGGAGUCAAGGUUGAACUUUACCAAGGCCCAUUAAACACCAACAAGGAAUUGGAAGACUUGUUUGCUGCUGCCAACAAGGCGUUUGGUGGUGUUGAUAUUGCUAUUAACAAUAUUGGUAAGGUUAUCAAGAAGCCAAUUGUUGAGAUCACCGAAGAAGAAUUUGAAUCCAUGGAUCAGAUCAACAAUAAAACCGCUUUUUACUUCAUUAAAGAAGCUGGUAAGAAUCUUAACAAAAACGGUAAGAUCAUCUCAAUUGUCACUUCCUUAUUAGCUGCUUACACUCCAUUCUACAGUAUUUACCAGGGAUCCAAGGCUGGUGUUGAAUUCUACACCAAAGCUGCCUCUAAGGAAUUUCAAGAUAAAGGCAUCUCUGUUAACAGUGUAGCUCCAGGUCCAAUGGACACCCCCUUCUUGUACCCACAAGAAGCCAAUGGUGACAUUGAAUACUAUAAGACCGUUGCCUUACACGACAGAUUAACCAAGGUGGAGGAUAUUGUGCCAAUUGUCAGAUUUUUAGCAACCGAAGGUGGAUGGAUUACUGGUCAAACCAUCUUUGCUUCCGGUGGUUUCACUGCUCGUUAA